This is a messenger RNA of Hemicordylus capensis (graceful crag lizard), 2966 nucleotides long. It is a transcript of the gene CCNYL1, whose product is annotated as cyclin Y like 1. Gene Ontology annotation, cellular component: plasma membrane. The coding region runs from base 300 to 1409 and encodes 369 amino acids. The record is from RefSeq and is a predicted model, not a curated record. Gene Ontology annotation, biological process: regulation of canonical Wnt signaling pathway; regulation of cyclin-dependent protein serine/threonine kinase activity. Gene Ontology annotation, molecular function: protein kinase binding; cyclin-dependent protein serine/threonine kinase activator activity. The transcript has 10 exons. NCBI's taxonomy places the organism in Eukaryota, Metazoa, Chordata, Lepidosauria, Squamata, Cordylidae.
CGCGGCCGCCGAUUGGCUAGUGGGUGGGAGGAAGGAACGUGGGAACGCCGCUGCCUCAGCCCGGUGGGAAGGUGCCGUCCGCUCUGGGCUUCCGGCCGGGCUUUCUUCUUUCGCUCUGACUGGUGCGAGCGGAGCUGCGCGAAGAGGAGGAAGGAGAAGAGGAGACGCUGCCUUCGCCGCUGCAGUCUCCUGACAAUGAGGCGGCGCUGCUGUUGCCGUAGCCGCGGCAGCCUGCUAUAGCCCAGCCGGGCUCGGCCCAGCCCAGGGGGCGGCGGGCUUUCUUGCUCUGGGCCCCCAUCAUGGGGAACACCGUCACCUGCUGCGUCUCUCCCGGCGCCAGCCCCAAGCUCGGCCGGGUCCGCGGGUCGGCGUCGGCGGCGACAGCAGCAGGAGGAGGUGGAGCGGGAGCAGGGCAGGCAGCCGCGGGGCUCGAGCGGAAGGGGGCCGCCUAUCGGGAAGCCACCGAGGCGGAAUCGGGGGACUCGGAUGCCGGCGGGGGCGGCCCCCACCUGCAGCAUAUCAGCGACCGCGAGUUCCCGGAUGAUUUAGCAUUGGAGUCAAACCCAUCUGACCAUCCUAGAGCAAGCACAAUUUUCUUGAGCAAAUCCCAAACAGAUGUGAGAGAAAAGCGGAAAAGUAAUCACAUCAACCAUGUUUCCCCAGGGCAGCUUACAAAAAAGUAUAGUUCAUGUUCAACAAUAUUUAUAGAUGACAGCACAGUCAGCCAGCCUAAUCUUAGGAGCACAAUAAAAUGUGUGACGUUAGCAAUAUACUAUCACAUAAAGAACAGGGAUUCAGAUAGAUCACUGGAUAUUUUUGAUGAGAAAUCACAUCCACUCACGCGAGAAGAGGUUCCAGAUGACUACUACAAGCAUGACCCUGAUCACAAGCACAUCUAUCGCUUUGUACGUACUCUUUUUAGCGCAGCACAGCUGACGGCGGAAUGUGCAAUCGUGACGUUGGUUUACUUGGAAAGGCUCUUAACCUAUGCAGAGAUUGACAUCUGCCCAAGUAACUGGAAGAGAAUCGUUCUAGGUGCUAUCCUGCUGGCUUCUAAGGUGUGGGAUGAUCAGGCUGUGUGGAAUGUGGAUUACUGCCAAAUUCUGAAGGAUAUUACUGUGGAAGACAUGAAUGAGAUGGAAAGACACUUCUUGGAGCUGCUGCAGUUCAAUAUCAAUGUUCCUGCCAGUGUUUACGCCAAAUACUACUUUGACCUUCGCUCCUUAGCAGACGACAACAACCUGAGCUUUCUGCUGGAGCCCCUUAGUAAAGAGCGAGCGCAGAAACUAGAGGCUAUCUCCAGGCUGUGUGAGGACAAAUACAAAGAUUUGUCAAAAGCUGCUAUGAGAAGAUCUUUCAGUGCUGAUAAUUUAGUUGGUAUUCGCCGUUCUAAUGCCAUCCUCUCCUGAGCAAGAUGGAAAGCUGUGACAUUGUGGCACCAGCAUUCCUAUGGACCAGGAAUACCACCACCACCACCACUCCAAGCUCACAAGUCAGCAGUGAUGGUAUCUUCCAGCCAGAGGACGGGGUGAGCCUAUCAAGCCAAGAAAGCCCGGAGCCAGAGGAGCAUAAUUCCAUGGGGAAAUACAAUGGGACCUUGUCAAAUCGGCACACCCCUUUCAGAAUCCAGAGGUGCAAAAACUUCUCUUCCCCCCCCCUUUCUCCCCUCUCCUCCCCCACCUCUCCAAUCCACAGAUGUUUGCUUACUGUGUAGGCCUAUAGCUGUGAACUGUGAGUUUUUAAUGACUAGUUUUAAAUUUUAGAAUUUGAACAUUAACACGAUGAUAGUCACAAUGUUCUUUCCCCAUCAGUCAUGCAGGACCGUGCUGCCAUGUCUUUCGGAGUCAAUGCAGUGUUAAUGGGACUCUUAACACGGUAUAAAGCCACUCUGGAGCUGAUGCUGUAGCACUGACGAGUGAAAGGUGACGGUUCUUCUCUUCUGGCCCUCCCACCCCCACUGUACACUUACUGUUGACGGCUGCACUGGUGUUCAGUUUAAGUCCAAGGAGCUGCUGAGCAGCAGGCUGUGCUGACUGACCGUGUAAACGCAAUCUUGACACUUGAGAUUUCAAGGGGUUGGGAAUGUUAGGGACAGGAGCAGAGAAAUGGUAUUCAGUGUUAACUGGUCUGGAAACAAGUUGGUAGGGUCCAUUUCUUGUCAACUUUGGUGCUUCUCAUGUUCUUGUACUUCUAGUCAAGCCCUGUGAGAGAGACAGUCCAUACUCCAUUUCUUUGCCUGAAGUGCUGAAUAGAGCAACAUUGGGAGCUUAGCCCAAACAAGUGUACUGACUUGGUAAUGAACUGACAAUAAAGCUGCUCUGCUAAACUCUCCCCUACAAAUAAUUCAUGUGGGGCAAGGCCUGCUUUUGUCCCAUGCUUCCAAAAGACUUUAAAUUUGCACGGUCUCAGACUUGUUCAGGGGAUAUGGUCGACAUUUGCCAUAACUGCUUUUAAGCUUUUUUCCCCCUUAAAAGCCUAAUAUGUAAUGCCCCUUGCUGCAGAAGUAAACUUCUAGAUUUGACUCUUGCUGUAAAUUAAGUUGUCUUUUCCAGAAUAGGAACUUGGAAUGAAUCAAAUUUUCCUGCUCCUAAAACUGGGAAUCAUUAAUGGAUUUCCUGGGUUACAAACUUUAGCACCUCCCAGUCAAAAGGUUUAAGCGGUUUACCCAUUAAAACAUCCCACAUGUAGAGUAGCACAAAGUCUUGUGCAGCCCUUCUUGCAGUUUCUGACUCCUUUGUUCUGUUUAAUAUCAAGCCCAACUUCCUCCUUGAGUGUUCUGGGGCACUCAGACUGUUAGUCUCCUGCAGUAUUCUAAUCUACCAGCUCCAGGCAGGCAUUCUACAGAGUCUGUGGUUUCAGGUAUUGAUCACAGUUCAAUUUUGAAACAAAUGCUACAUCUUCAGGUGGCUUUCCUUUCUCAUGUUUGUAUUAAAAGAGAAGCUAAUAAUAAACUCUAUUUUAAUUAA